AUGGUGUCUCUCCCCGGACUCUGGACCUACUGCCUCGCCCCGGGGAGACCUCAUCUCCUCUUCCUCUCUGCCAGAUCGAUCCUGCUGCUUCUUCUUUUUGCCGUCUUCUCCUCCUCCCCGGAGUCCUGCUUCCCGCACCCGCAGCACUGCCACAUCCUCGCCCGGAUCGGACACACCGUGCGUCUCGGCGCACUCUUGCCGACCCGACAGCCGGCACGGAUACAAAACGCGCUCAACCGCGCCCUGGCUAGCCUCCGGCACCAGAGCGGAGGAGCGGACUCCUCAACCACCACCUCCUCCUCCCAGACACCCCCUCUGCUGCCCUUCAACCUGAGCCUGGAGAUGGUGGCUCGGUCGCCCUCGGGAGGAGACCCCGAGUCGUUGUCCCGGAGCGCCUGCCAGGACCUGGUGGUCAGAGGGGUGUCCGCGGUGCUCGCCUUCCCGCGCUCCAGGGAGGAGCUGAUCCAAGUGGAGUUCAUCUCGUCUUUUCUGGAAAUCCCUUUCAUCUCCAUCCUGGAGGACACAGAGCCUCUGGUGACUAAGAACCGAUUCCACCUGCAGAUGUCCGCCCGUGUGCCUCCAUCAACCCUGGGCACUCUGCUGCUGGCUGUCCUGCAGGGGAAAGACGGGGACAGGGACAGAGGAAGCCGGGGGGAGGACAGCUGGGGAGGAGCAGCUGUGAUUUGCCCUGGGUGGGAGGAAGGAGGUGAUGGAUUGCUGUCUCACCUGCAGACGCACAGCGGGUCCUCGUGGCAUUUAUGGGAUAUCAUCAACUUGACCCAUAUCUCUGGGGGCGGAGAUAGAAGAGGGGAUGCCAGCGAGGAGAGGAGGGAGGAUCAGAGGGAAGAGGAGGCUUUGAAGAUCCUCUCCACCAGUUUUCUGCGCUCCCCCUCUCCUAUCUCUUCCGUUCUUCUCCUGGGAUCUGACCCAGAGUGUCUCUCUUCUGUCCUGCGGGCCGCUCAGCGCCUCGCUCCAUCGCUACCAGCACUGCAGUGGAUUAUGGGAUAUCCCUUGUCACCAGAUUCGCUCCACACUCUCGGAGGGCCCCUUGGACUGUUGGCCUAUGGGGAGGUCGGACGUAAGCCAAUCAGCUUCUACAUAAGGGAUGCUUUGCAGUUGAUUGGUCGUGCGGUCACUGCGGCGACCAUGGUCAGGCCAGACUUGGCGCUGAUUCAGAACAUGGUGAACUGUUACGACAAACCGAACAGGCAUGAGCUGCCCUCUUCAGGACAAUAUCUGGCCAGGUUUCUCUCCAACACUUCCUUUACCGGGGCCACAGGCCUGAUCCAGGUGGAUGCUGGCCUAUCUCGAGUCUCCUCCUCCCAGCUGUUCCAUGUAUGGAGCCUGAAGAGGGGUGCUCUUGGCCAGCCAGCCUGGGUGACCGUAGGCCAGUGGACGCGAGGCAGGCUGGAGUUAGAAGGAGGCAUCCUGGGACUGGUGGGAGGCUUCAGAAGCAGUCAGGGACAAGGUCUUGGAGCCGGGGUACGGGGAGGGGAUGGACAGGGGGAUAGUCACAUUGGAGGACGCUGGAGGCCAGGAUUUUCUGUUGAGGGACAACGCCUGAGGGUGGUAACACUGGUGGAACACCCAUUUGUCUUUACACGGGAGGUGGACGAGGAUGGAUUGUGUCCAGCGGGUCAACUAUGCUUAGACCCAAGAACCAACAGGUCUGACAUAAUCCAGGCCCUCUUCCACCAGCUCCAUAACCCAAACGCUACUACUGCAGAAUGGGAGGGCAUUGACCUGCCAGAGGACCUGAGGAGGUGCUGCUAUGGGUACUGUAUCGACUUGUUGGAGAAACUUGCGGAAGACAUGGGAUUUACCUUUGACCUUUACAUUGUGGGGGACGGAAAGUACGGCGCAUCAAGUGGGACGGGACGUUGGACGGGGCUGGUCGGGGACCUGCUGAGUGGAACAGCUGACAUGGCCGUCACUUCAUUCUCCAUCAACUCUGCCCGGAGCAGAGUCAUUGAUUUUACCUCGCCCUUCUACUCCACCAGCCUGGGCAUUCUGGUUCGUAGCAGAGACACUGCUGCCCCAAUUGGAGCCUUUAUGUGGCCUCUCCACUGGUCCAUGUGGGUGGGUAUUUUUGUCACGCUCCACCUCACCGCGCUCUUUCUCACCUUGUACGAGUGGAACAGCCCCUUCGGCAUGACACCCCACGGCAGGAACAGGCUGCGAGUGUUCUCUUAUUCCUCGGCCCUCAAUCUCUGCUAUGCCAUACUGUUUGGACGCACUGUCGCUACCAAGACUCCAAAAUGCUGGACCGGUCGCUUCCUGAUGAACCUUUGGGCCAUCUUCUGCUUACUGGUGCUGUCCAGCUACACCGCUAACCUAGCUGCAGUCAUGGUGGGGGAAAAGACCUUCGAGGAGGUCUCGGGAAUUCAUGACGACAAGUUGCACCACCCCUCCAUGGGCUUCCGUUUUGGAACGGUGCGGGAGAGCAGCGCUGAAGAUUACAUGAAGAAGAGCUUCCCGGAGAUGCACGACUACAUGAGGCGUUACAACCAGCCCACGACCCCUGAAGGCGUACACAUGUUAAAGACAGAUCCUCCUCUCCUGGAUGCCUUCAUUAUGGACAAAGCCCUGUUGGACUUUGAGGUCUCCAUCGACGCAGAAUGCAAGCUGCUCACUGUGGGGAAGCCGUUCGCUAUUGAAGGCUACGGCAUAGGUCUGCCCCAGGGCUCUCCUCUAACCCGAAACGUGUCUGAGUUCGUGAGUCGCUACAAGUCUGAUGGCUUCAUGGACAUGCUACAUGACAAAUGGUACAAGGUGGUGCCUUGCGGGAAACGAGUCUUUGCCGUCACUGAGACUCUACAGAUGGGGAUCCAGCAUUUCUCGGGCCUGUUCGUGCUGCUGUGUAUGGGGGUGGGUGGAGCCUUGCUGACCUUGGCAGGUGAACACACCUUCUAUCACCUGGUCAUCCCACGCCUCCGGCGCACGCACACACUGCAGUACUGGCUGCACACGAGCCAGAAAAUUCACCGAGCCCUCCACACCACGUACGAGGACGUUGGGAAGGAGCUGAGCGGCCUCGAUGAAAACCCUUCCUCUUGUAUCUCAGAGAACUGCACCCUGCACAGGAAACAGCAUCACCCUCCACCCGGGUCUCCUCCAAACUCCCCCGACGCUUCCACCACAGCCGGAGACACCAACAACUCCUCCCCAUCGCAUGAGCCCAAGGAGAAACGUGUGCACUUCGACCUGGAGACCUUACACAGCUACCGCCUGCGCACACACACCGCCUCUGUGCGCGGCAGGCCCGGCAUGGUGGGCCGACCUGGGCUCGGUCUUGGAGGCUUCGGGCUAGGCGGCAUGGGGAGUUUCGCCUCCCCUCCGCAGAUUAGCCUCCAUGCUAACGGGGGGCCGGUGUCUACACUGGCGUCCUCUGGCUUGGUUCUCUCUCCGCUGGGAAACAGGGCGGCUCAGACCAGCAUGUGGGAGGGGGAGCUCCAGGACCUGCAGGGGAAGAUCGAGACGUUCAGGACCCAGCUGAGGGAGGCUCUGGCCAGGAGGGCUGAGAUCCAGAGCAGCCUGGAGAGGGAGAGGAGCGGUCUUGUGCGCAGGGACACCAGUCUGGAAAGGGAGAGGGACAGGCAGAGGAUACAGACUAUUAACACGGACAGAAGCAGCUCCACUCAGCCGAAACUCCCCGAGAGAGACAGGACCAGCCAACUGCAAACCCUGAACAAUCAGCAGACAGGGAGAGCCAACCAAUCAGGCGGUCCUGGGACUCUGGAGCAAGGCAGGAGCAGCCAAUUAAACACAGUUAACAGUUUGGACAGAGGGAGAGCCAACCAAUUACGUUCUGUCAACACUCUGGCAGGAGAGAGGACUGUCCAUUCACGCACUUCCACAAGUUUGGAGCGAAGUCGAGUCAACCAACCAGGCGCUGGAAAUGUUACUGUCCAAUCACGGAACACGUCUAGCCUGGACAGACAGAAGGCUAACCUGUCGAGCACGCUGAACACUUUGGACAGGACAAAAACCAACCAAUCAGGUGUAAGCAGUGGAACUUGA
Molecule: messenger RNA, 4020 nt
Organism: Labrus bergylta (ballan wrasse)
Lineage: Eukaryota; Metazoa; Chordata; Actinopteri; Labriformes; Labridae
Gene: grin3ba
Product: glutamate receptor, ionotropic, N-methyl-D-aspartate 3Ba
Biological process (GO): ionotropic glutamate receptor signaling pathway; monoatomic ion transport
Cellular component (GO): plasma membrane
Molecular function (GO): NMDA glutamate receptor activity
Source: RefSeq, a predicted model, not a curated record